AUGUGGCCCUAUGACUACGACUCGUUCCUGGGCUGUUCUCAAAGAACUCUCGAAGCCUUCGGUUACGAAGAUCUCUACGAGGACGUCGUCUACGAUGUGAGCGACGAGGAACUCGCUGAAGAAAUCGACAUUCCCGAUGUGUCUUCGGAGGUCGGCGAGGAUGUUCUCAACGACUCUUUCGACGUUUCGUACACUCAGGAGCACCUCAUGGAUUCUGUCGUCGAUCAUCUUCUCUGCGAUUCUCCCGUCGCCGCCGCCCUCAAUGCGUACGUUUCUUUUUGCCAUUUUAAUUUUGGAAAAGUCGGACACGACUAGAAAGUUCAAAAUUUGCAGCCUGCUGCUCUACGAUUCGCCGGAAGCCGUGAUUCGGAUGGAAAAACAAGUUGAGAAGUACGCGGAGGAGACGUGCGAUAAAAUGAUUGUGGACGGGGACGAUUUCGACCGUAUGAUGGAGGCGAUCGUGAAAUUCGUGUUGGACGAGUGA
Caenorhabditis sp. 36 PRJEB53466 is the source of this 484-nucleotide messenger RNA. NCBI's taxonomy places the organism in Eukaryota, Metazoa, Nematoda, Chromadorea, Rhabditida, Rhabditidae. The record is from the annotation of a GenBank genome assembly.